Molecule: messenger RNA, 2745 nt
Organism: Penicillium subrubescens
Lineage: Eukaryota; Fungi; Ascomycota; Eurotiomycetes; Eurotiales; Aspergillaceae
Product: snoRNA-binding rRNA-processing protein NOP14
Exons: 2
Coding region: 1-2745 (914 amino acids)
Biological process (GO): maturation of SSU-rRNA
Cellular component (GO): small-subunit processome; Noc4p-Nop14p complex; nucleolus
Source: RefSeq, a predicted model, not a curated record
AUGCCGCCCUCUCAGCUGAAGCAGUUGAAGGCUUCACUCCGAGAGAGUGGGGUCGUUGGUCCCCAACAAUCUAAAAAGCAGAAACGCCAAAAUGCGAAAUCUGGUGUUGGUGCGCAGAAUCGCAACCAGCGCAAUGCUGCAUUGCAAGCCAUUCGAGACCGGUUCAAUCCUUUUGAGAUCCGCCCAACUGCGACUAGGAGCAAGUUUGAGACCACUACACGCGAUGAUAAUUCUAAAAAGGCUACUGGGCGCCGUCCAGGUGUUACGAAGUCAUUGGGAGAAGAGAGGCGCCGCGCAACUCUUUUGCAGGAAAUGAACAGCCGUAACAAAGUCGGUGGUCUUGUCGAUCGCCGAUUUGGUGAAAACGAUCCGACCAUGACGCCCGAAGAACGAGCCGCCGAACGAUUCGCGAGAGAAAGCCAGAAGAAGAUGCGCAAGGAAUCGAUGUUCAACCUCGAAGAAGACGAAGAAGAGUUCCAAUUGACGCAUAUGGGUCAGUCCUUGACUUUGGAUGGUACGAUCGUGGAUGGUAUGACGGUAGACGACUUUGAUGCCGGUGAUUUGGAGGGUGCCGAGUCCGACGAAGAAGCCUCACGGAAACGGAAACGCUUCGGUGAGGAUGAUGAAGAUGCGGAAGACUUUAUCGAUUUUGGAGAGGAUGGCGAGGAUCAACCAGAACGCAAGAAGUCCAAGGCCGAAGUUAUGAAGGAAGUCAUCGCCAAGUCCAAGUUCCACAAGGCUGAGCGACAGAAGGCCAAGGAGGAUGACGACGAUCUUCGCGACGAACUCGACCAAGAGCUGCCAGAUCUCUUCGAGGCCUUGCGUGGCAUGAAGGCACCAGCUAAACCGGAGCCGGUUAAGCAAGAUUUGGACACCAUGAACCCAGAGCGCGCAGCCAUGCUCCAAAUCCCGGAAGGCAAGGACACAGAGAAGGAAUACGAUCAACGCCUCAAACAAUUGACUUUCGACAAGCGGUCACAACCCACGGACCGCACAAAGACGGAGGAGGAGAAGGUAGAAGAGGAGGCUAAACGGUUGAAGAAGUUGGAGGAAGACCGACAGCGCAGAAUGCGCGGUGAGCAGCUUAGCGACGAGGAGGAAGAGGAAAGCGACAAGGACUCUUUCUUCCAGGGCGAUGAAGAUGAUGAGGAGUCUGAAGUUGACGAUGCGGCUGCUUUUGGACUUCACACGACUUCCUACGAGCCCCGGCCCGAACUCGCCGUUGAGGACGAGGAUGAUUUCGUCAUUGACGAUGACCUUGUUGAGACGCGAUCAAAUGUUAGUCUGUCUUUGGACGGAAGUGACAUCGAAGAGGAGGAGCUCUCAGACGAGGAUGAUGCCGAGGAAUCGGAGGAGGAAGACGAGCUUAUCAACGGAAUGACGUUACCCGCAGCAAGCAGUGCUGCUGCAUCAACAGCGGUGCAAGUCAAUCAGACCGCUGAUGGAAAAUUGGCCUUCACCUAUCCUUGCCCAGGUAAUCAUGAGGAGUUCCUUGAGAUUACCAAGGAUGUCCCUACCCAGGAUCUGCCGACUGUCAUUCAGCGCAUUCGUGCUUUGCACCACCCCCGUCUUCAUGCCGACAACAAGGCUAAGUUGGGCAGAUUUGCUGAGAUUCUUGUCGAGCAUGUUUCCUACAUGGCCAAUGAGAGCGAGGAGCCUUCCUUCGCUAUUAUUGAGAACAUCCUGCGUCACGUUCACUCGCUGGCCAAGACUCACCCCAUCAAUGUGGCCAUGGCCUUCCGUGCUCGUCUCCGCGAGAUCUCAGAGGAUCGGCCGCUCAGCCUUCUUCCUGGUGAUCUUGUUGUUCUGACUGGCGUUUCUACGGUCUUCCCAACAUCUGAUCACUUCCAUGCCGUUGCUACUCCCGCGCAUCUGUGCCUUGCUCGAUUCUUGGGCCAGUGUUCGCCCAACGGCACUUCUGACUUUGUGACUGGUGCCUUUGCCACAAGCUUGUGUCUUCAGUAUCAGACUAUUGCGAAGCGCUAUAUGCCCGAGUUCAUCAACUAUGUUCUUAAUGCUCUUUGCAACUUGGCUCCCACGGAGCUUACUGCUAGGAAUAUGUCUUUCCCCCUCAGAAAGUCCCAGCAAUCAGUCAAGCUUGCGCCGGUCAAGAAGGUCACACCGCGCAAACUGCGGUUCCGAGAUGUCUGUGCCACAACUUCCGAUUCUCAGGCUGAAGAAGACCUUAAGAUUUCUCUUGUCGCCGCCUUCGUCUCCCUCCUCGACACUGCUUCUGAUUUGUGGGCCGAAAAAUCCGCCUUCGUCGAGAUCUUCACCCCCGUCCGCGCUGUUCUGAACCACCUCCGCCAAUCCUUCAAGAGCAAGGUCUUUGCAGCCGCCCGAGACCCUCUCCAGUCCACUCUGGACAAGAUCGAUGCUCAUCUCGCCCGUGCCAGCCUUGCCCGCCGUCCACUGCUCCUUCACAACCACCGCCCCCUGGCCAUCAAGUCUGCCAUCCCCAAAUUCGAGGAGAACUUCAACCCGGACAAGCACUACGAUCCAGACCGCGAGCGUGCCGAGGCCAACCGCCUCAAGGCCGAGUACAAGCGCGAAAAGAAGGGUGCUAUGCGCGAGCUGCGCAAGGAUGCCAGCUUCGUUGCCCGCGAGAAGCUGCGCGAGAAGAAGGAGCGCGAUGCCGAGUACGAGAAGAAGUACAAGAGACUUAUUGCAGAGAUUCAAAGCGAGGAGGGUCGUGCGGCCAACGAGUACGAGCGAGAGAAGAGGGGACGCGCAGGCAAGCGGUAA